CCGAGAUCCCAUGGCCGACACCGGCAACGCCCCCAGGACCGCCGCCGGUGCCGGCACUGCCGCGGCCAGGAAAGACAGCCAGCAGCCCCUCCUCCUCGGCCGCUACGAGGUCGGCAAGCUCCUCGGCCACGGCACCUUCGCCAAGGUCUACUACGCCCGCAACGUCGAGUCCGGCGAGGGCGUCGCCAUCAAGGUCAUCGACAAGGAGAAGAUCCUCAAGGGCGGCCUCAUCGCCCACAUCAAGCGCGAGAUCUCCAUCCUCCGCCGCGUCCGCCACCCCAACAUCGUCCAGCUCUUCGAGGUCAUGGCCACCAAGGCCAAGAUCUACUUCGUCAUGGAGCUCGUCCGCGGCGGCGAGCUCUUCAACAAGGUCGCCAAGGGCCGCCUCAAGGAGGAGGUCGCGCGUAAGUAUUUCCAGCAAUUGAUCUCUGCCGUUUCCUUCUGUCAUGCGAGGGGCGUUUAUCAUCGGGAUUUGAAGCCCGAGAAUUUGCUCCUUGACGAGAAUGGCAAUCUCAAAGUCUCGGAUUUCGGGUUGAGCGCGGUCUCCGACCAAAUUAGGCAGGACGGUUUGUUUCAUACGUUUUGUGGAACCCCUGCGUAUGUCGCCCCUGAGGUUUUAGCUAGGAAAGGCUACGAUGCCGCUAAGGUUGAUAUUUGGUCUUGUGGUGUGAUUUUGUUUGUCCUGAUGGCCGGUUAUUUGCCCUUCCAUGAUCAGAACGUCAUGGCAAUGUAUAAGAAGAUUUAUAAGGGCGAGUUUCGUUGUCCAAGGUGGUUCUCGACCGAGCUUUCUAAGCUGCUCACUAGGCUCUUGGAUACAAACCCGGAGUCCCGGAUCACGAUUCCAGAGGUAAUGGAGAAUAGGUGGUUCAAAAAAGGGUUUAAGCAUAUCAAGUUCUACAUCGAGGACGAUAAGCUCUGCAAUGUGGAUGACGGGGAGGAUGAUGUGGGUUCCUCGUCGGACCAGUCCUUGUCCGAGUCAGAUAGCGAAGUCGAGAUGCGGAGGAAAGUCACAACGUUGCCAAGACCCGCGAGCUUGAACGCGUUCGAUAUCAUAUCAUUUUCUAGGGGUUUCGAUUUGUCAGGGUUGUUCGAGGAUGGGGGAGAUGAGACGAGGUUUGUGUCGGGAGCUCCGGUUUCGAAGAUUAUCUCGAAAUUGGAGGAGAUUGCAAAGUUGGUCAGCUUCACUGUGAGGAAGAAGGACUGCAGGGUGAGCUUGGAGGGGUCGAGGGAGGGAGUGAAGGGGCCGUUAACAAUUGCCGCUGAGAUAUUUGAGUUGACACCGUCUUUGGUGGUAGUGGAAGUUAAGAAGAAAGGAGGUGACAAAGGAGAGUAUGAUGACUUCUGUAAUAGGGAAUUGAAACCCGGAUUGCAGAAUUUGAUGAAGGAAGAGGCGGCGGCAGCAGCAGCAGCAUCAUCUUCUUCUUCGUAUUUGCCAUCUGAUAAUGAAUAGAGAGGGAGGAGAGAAUGGGUAUGCUUUUGCCUCUCUCCUUUUCUUUGCUACGCUUCUGUAUCAUAUUCUUCUUUUUGAUGUGCUUUUCUUUUCAGGGUGUACUUAGAUCGGGCAUUAGCUGUUACUACGUAAAUUAAGUGCUAUUCUUGUAUCCAACAAGGGUAGAUUGAAGUACCUCAAAUGAAUGCUCAACUCUCUUUUAUCUUAGGCUCUUAACUCUCUGCAA
Rhodamnia argentea is the source of this 1676-nucleotide messenger RNA. RefSeq names its product CBL-interacting serine/threonine-protein kinase 12-like. Gene Ontology annotation, biological process: protein phosphorylation; signal transduction. The record is from RefSeq and is a predicted model, not a curated record. The coding region runs from base 11 to 1450 and encodes 479 amino acids. Gene Ontology annotation, molecular function: protein kinase activity; ATP binding. NCBI's taxonomy places the organism in Eukaryota, Viridiplantae, Streptophyta, Magnoliopsida, Myrtales, Myrtaceae. The transcript has a single exon.